This is a messenger RNA of Nomia melanderi (Alkali bee), 492 nucleotides long. RefSeq lists its product as uncharacterized. The record is from RefSeq and is a predicted model, not a curated record. Gene Ontology annotation, biological process: Notch signaling pathway; sensory organ development. Lineage: Eukaryota; Metazoa; Arthropoda; Insecta; Hymenoptera; Halictidae.
AUGGCCGCCACCACGAUGAGCCACGUGUUCGAGUACGAGAACGAGCUGAACGACAACCUCUACAACCUGAAGAUGUCCGGCAAGAGCAAGGCCAGCAACAUGCGGCUCAGGCGAGCCCUGAAGCCGAUCCUGCGGCUGCUGAAAAAGAAGACCGGCAAGACUGGCAAACACGGCAAGGAGCAGAAGGCUGUGCCGCAAGUGGAGGUGUUCACCGAGGAGGUUGACAACCAGAACAACGCGAACGAGGCCUUGGAGAGAAGGCUGCUCGCCGAACUCCAAGACGCCGAGGAAGGUGCGGCCAUCACCGUCUGCCUGGACGGGCAGAUGACUGUCGUGCCGGUUGUACCUGGUCAGUGCUACGUGCCCGUGCAUUUCGCGCACACCCACGCCGGCGACUUCUACUGGACGACCUUGAGCAUGGCCGACAGUGAUCUGUGCUACAAAGAGCGCGCAUUCUCGCAGCAUCAAACGCCCGAGAUGCAAGUCGCGUGA